UUCUUUCAGGUUUACAACACAGCGAAACGGCGUGUAAAUCUUUGGAGGAAAGCAAGCGGCAAGAGACAAGGCUGUGUUUGUGAUUAACUUCUAUAAUGUGUUCCGAGUACAGCGGCGAUAUUUUAGGCGAAAGGGGAAGAGGAGCCCUAGACUUGUGCGUAAAAGUAUCUCUAGAAAUAAAAGUCUCGGAGAAAGCAAGGCAAAGGUUCGACAUGUUCGGCGUGAAGAAUGAUUUCAUCGUUCAAUUACAGUGUGAUACAUUUGGAAAACCAGAGCUUUCUAGAUGCAACGAACGGAAUGGAUUCGUAGCUCUUUGUAACCCUAGAAAGAAAGUGGAACAACUCUUAGAUAAAGUUGGAGUGGAAGACGGUUACAACGAAAGAGAAAAACCUCAAGCCGUUCAACGAACCUGCAGUUGUGUGAUGGGAAAGCAGCGACCUGUUUUUGAACCAACCGCACUAAAGCAUGGUUCAGGGAUUAUUCUCAACGAUCAUUUUGUAGUCACGAGUAAGCAAGUGGUUGAAUCAGCUUUUAAUGAUCGCGCAGAGGGAUACGUAGUGUAUAUUUCCAAUGCAGCUAUCGGUAAGCUUCCUUGCCAAGUAUUCGAUGUUGACGAAUUAAACGACUUGGCUUUACUGCGUUGCCAUGACCUAAAUUUAGAGAAAAACCGUCUCUUGCCGCUAUCAAACCAGCUGUUGUCACCAGAUUUGCCAAUUAUUUGUUUUGGUUAUCCAUUGAGUUACAGAGGUGAAAGAGCCCUUGUUGUCAAUGGAAAAGUCUGUCCAAGCGAGCCCAUAUCAGGUGAUUCAACGAUUCCGUUGGAAUGCCCUCUUAACUCGGGAAACUAUGGAAGUCCAGUCCUCCGUUGGAUCAAUGACCAGUUAAGAGUAGUUGGUGUUGUAACAAGAAAAAACGUCCUUGAGGUUGACACACUAGUUAAGAGAGAUGGCAUUCAAAAUGCACCACAAUCAAAUCACACUCGUGAAACGGCACAUAUGAUGACUUCUGAUACUGCCACACAGCAACUGGUGAGACAUGUACUACAUAACAUUGUGAAGGCACGUUCUCCUUUUUCUGUAUUACCAGGGAUUUGCCUAGUCGAGUUUGUGAAAACCUCUGCCAGGAAACAUGGAGGCAAGCAUAAGGAGGAGUUGG
Messenger RNA from Stylophora pistillata, 1155 nucleotides. RefSeq lists its product as uncharacterized. The record is from RefSeq and is a predicted model, not a curated record. Lineage: Eukaryota; Metazoa; Cnidaria; Anthozoa; Scleractinia; Pocilloporidae.